This is a messenger RNA of Sus scrofa (pig), 1077 nucleotides long. RefSeq names its product testis specific serine kinase 2 (gene TSSK2). NCBI's taxonomy places the organism in Eukaryota, Metazoa, Chordata, Mammalia, Artiodactyla, Suidae. Gene Ontology annotation, biological process: intracellular signal transduction; protein phosphorylation; microtubule cytoskeleton organization. Gene Ontology annotation, cellular component: cytoplasm. The record is from RefSeq and is marked provisional. Gene Ontology annotation, molecular function: tau-protein kinase activity; ATP binding.
AUGGAUGAUGCCGCGGUCCUAAGGAAGAAGGGUUACAUCGUAGGCAUCAACCUGGGCAAGGGCUCAUACGCCAAAGUCAAAUCUGCCUACUCUGAGCGCCUCAAGUUCAAUGUGGCGGUCAAGAUCAUCGACCGCAAGAAGACACCCACUGACUUUGUGGAGAGAUUCCUUCCCCGGGAGAUGGACAUCCUGGCAACCGUCAACCACCGAUCCAUCAUCAAAACCUAUGAGAUCUUUGAGACCUCCGAUGGGCGCAUCUACAUCGUCAUGGAGCUCGGCGUCCAGGGCGACCUCCUUGAGUUCAUUAAAUGCCGGGGAGCCCUGCAUGAGGAUGUGGCUCGGAAGAUGUUCCGGCAGCUCUCCUCAGCCGUCAAGUACUGCCAUGACCUGGAUGUCGUCCACCGAGACCUCAAGUGCGAGAACCUCCUCCUUGACAAGGACUUCAACAUCAAGCUGUCUGACUUCGGCUUCUCCAAGCGCUGCCUGCGGGAUGGCACCGGGCGCAUCAUCCUCAGCAAGACCUUCUGCGGGUCAGCAGCCUAUGCAGCCCCCGAGGUGCUACAGGGCAUCCCCUACCAGCCCAAGGUGUACGACAUCUGGAGCCUGGGCGUGAUUCUCUACAUCAUGGUCUGCGGCUCCAUGCCCUACGAUGACUCCGACAUCAAGAAGAUGCUGCGCAUCCAGAAGGAGCACCGUGUGGACUUCCCUCGCUCAAAGAACCUGACGGGCGAGUGCAAGGACCUCAUCUACCGCAUCCUGCAGCCUGACGUCAACCGGCGGCUGCACAUUGACGAGAUCCUCAGCCAUUCGUGGCUGCAGCCCCCCAAGCCCAAAGCCAUGUCUUCUGCCUCCUUCAAGAGGGAGGGCGAGGGCAAGUACCGGGCCGAGUGCAAAUUGGACACCCGGCCAGGCUCGCGGCCCGAGCACCGGCCUGACCACAAGCUAGGGGCCAAGACCCAGCACCGGCUGCUGCUGGUGCCUGAGAAUGAGGACAAGAUGGAGGACAGGCUGGCCGAGACCUCCAGGGUGAAGGACCAUCAUGUCUCCGGAGCCGAGGUGGGGAAGGCAAGCACCUAG